AUGGUACCUCACUCAACACCCACAGGCAACUUAUUAGUCGACUCGUCAAGCUCAUUCCAAUUCGACGGCUACUUCUCUGGCGGCAACAAGCUUCUCAGCUCCGGAUACUUCUACUACUAUACAGAACACAUGUAUAUGACUAGAACUCCAGGUAUCAUCCAAAUCGAUGGAACUCUAGUUUUCGAAGGAAAUACAAGCUCAAACCAAGCACAAAAAAGGGCGAGUUUCUCGCUUUCAGGUUUCUGGUCUGAGAAUACUGGUGAACUCUGCAUGGUUGGCUCUGACCAGGUUGAACAUAACAGGCUGGUUUGCACUAUGGGUUCUGUUUGCAGAACAAGAAGCCAAAGUACCUCCUUUGUGCACUCAGUUGUCUUUAGGCUUAAUUACCCGAAGAACUCAAAUAUUUCCACUAGUCUCGUUAAAGGAACAGUUGAGAGCUUGGACCCUGUUGAUAGCCAAAAUUACUUUGAUAUGAUUUCAGUCCUAGCGUAUGCUCAGAUGAAUUACAGUUAUGCCAUGAUUUCAGAAGUUAGAGAUUCCUGCAGUUCUUGGGGUGUUCCUGAAAACGCACUGGGAAUAGAUGGUAGUGAUCCCUGUUCUUAUCUCCCUAGCUUGUUGUUUGGGAGAUUCAUGUUAGAUAUAAUUCCUGGGUUUUCUCCAAGAUUUAUGAAUUUUAAUCGGAUUCAAUGCUCAGAGAACGGGAAGAUACAUAUGCAUAUAUCAUUCUUCAAUAGUAGUGGUUACGAGCAUGACAAGAUGCACAUACCUGAUAGAUCUUUAGUGGGUGAAGGAUUUUGGGAUGGAGAGAAGAAGAAGCUCUGCCUUCUAGCAUGUCCAAUACUUGAUGUGCAAGAUUCUGGUACAAAUGGCUAUGUCGGUGAUUGUACUAUUGGAUUUAGCUUCUUUUUCCCUUCUGUCUUCUCUCUCAGGAAUCACAGUGCGACAUUGGGCAAGACAUGGAGCAACAAAGGCAAGAAUGCUCCUGGCUAUUUCCCUAUGAUUUCAUUCAGGAGUUUGGAGAUAGGUAUAGAUAUUCUGUCAGGUUGGAGAUAUGAAUAUACUGAAUUUGAUACUGUGGCAGAAUCGUUUUGCUUGAAUGAGAAAGCUCUUAGUUUUGGCAAUAAAAGACAUCCAGAAGGAGAUUCGAUGAAUGAUAUGAGAUUUGGUAUUACAGUGGUAGAUACCAAAGGAAAUAAAAUGUGGGGCUUCACGUCUCCCUUAAUUUUUGGUGAAACAAAUGUAUACAGCAUCUCUGAUCGGUUUUCUGAUACAGCUGAGGUAAGUCUCCCGACAUCAGAAAACAGAAAUCAGAGACUCUGGAAUAUAGGUUACAGAAUACGAUAUUCCUACGAUAUGAAACAAUGGAAAGAGAUCUCUGCAGAAGGUAUAUACAAUGCUGAGACAGGAAAGCUCUGCAUGGUAGGUUGUCAGUAUGUGAGUACGUUGUUAGACUGUAAAAUUCUCGUCAACAUCCAACUCACACCUAUAAAUCCAGAGGACGGAGAAUAUGUUACAGGGAAAAUCACCAGCACAAGAAAGAAGUAUGAUCCACUUUACUUUGAACCUUUAAGGGUGUCAUCGAGUAAACUAUACAACGAGCAAGAAACUGAAUCAGUAAUGGAUGUAGAAAUCGCCAUGGUUCUGAUUUCUCUCCCGCUUUCAUGUAGUUUCAUCCUGUUGCAGAUUUUCCAUAUCAAAGAGCAUCAAGAAAUGCUGCAAUCAAUAUCGAUCAUGAUGCUUGCUAUCCUGGCUGUGGGCUACAUGAUCCCUCUAGUACCGAACUUUAUGGCCGUGUUUUCCACGAGUCUUAAUGAGGGAAGAAUCUCACUGAGUGACAUCACAGUGAGGAUCAUGACAAUGCUGGCUUUCCUGUUGCAGUUCCAUCUUCUUCAAUCAGCGUGGACCAGCAAGGGAGUCAGCAUUGCAGAAAGGAAAGCUCUUAAGCUAUGUCUUCCAUUUUAUUUCACCGGGGCAAUAAUUGCUUGGUUUGUUCAUUGGAGAUCCUAUGAGUCUCAGAUGAAAAUAUCACUAUGGGGUUUGAUACUUGAUGGUUUUUUGUUCCCUCAGAUUAUCUUCAACAUGAUCUCGAAUUCCAGAGGCAAGGCUCUUCAUCCUCUGUUUUACGUUGGAAUAACUGGUGUUCGAGCACUGCCACAUUUGUAUGAUGCUUAUAGAGAUCGGCAGUGUUUCCCCCCUUUCAGUUCAUCAGAGAUGAACGCUAGCCCAGAUGGCGAGCUCUACUCUUUCGCUUGGGAUGUCAUCAUUCCUGUGCAGGGAUUCCUCUUUGCAUUGCUUGUGUACCUGCAGCAGCAGUUUGGGGGUCGAUGCCUUCUUCCCAAAAUGACCAGAACUGUUGGUGGUUAUGAAAUGGUUCAUGUUGCGAGUGCUUAG
Molecule: messenger RNA, 2391 nt
Organism: Asparagus officinalis (garden asparagus)
Lineage: Eukaryota; Viridiplantae; Streptophyta; Magnoliopsida; Asparagales; Asparagaceae
Exons: 1
Coding region: 1-2391 (796 amino acids)
Cellular component (GO): intracellular membrane-bounded organelle
Source: RefSeq, a predicted model, not a curated record